Eimeria acervulina is the source of this 777-nucleotide messenger RNA. RefSeq names its product Eukaryotic translation initiation factor 3, putative. The coding region runs from base 1 to 777 and encodes 258 amino acids. The record is from RefSeq and is a predicted model, not a curated record. NCBI's taxonomy places the organism in Eukaryota, Apicomplexa, Conoidasida, Eucoccidiorida, Eimeriidae. The transcript is spliced from 5 exons.
AUGACGACCGAUAGGAAGUGGGCAGACUUCGAGUUGGAAGAUGACGGAGAAUUGGGAGAGCUCGCAGCCACCACUGGGGGCUUCGAAUCUCGUCCAGACAGCGACGGCAUUAAAACAAUUACGAACUACGUGCAGAAUGCUAAGGGAGAAACUCUUAAGAUAGUGAAGCGUAUUAAGGUGACGAAGGUCGUACACCGCAUAAACAAAGCGGUGUAUACACGGAAGAAUAUUCCUCUCUUUGGCGUUGAGGCAGCAGAAGGAAGUGCAGGGAAGGCUUUUACUGUCAGGUCUGUAGAGGAGAUCCCUCUGGAAAUAUCUAAGGAAACUAUGUUGAGGGCAAAAUUCAAAGAAGACGAAGACGACGAAGACAUUCAGUUUGCUGAUUUAAAUCCGGCGAAGACUUCGCGCGACCUCAGACAGAAAUUCUUAUCCCUACAAAACGACGACGAGCCGGUAUGCCAGCAGCAGCAGCAGCAGCAGAGUAGCAGCAGCAGCAGCAAGUGCAACAGCGAACGCAGCCUCACCAGCCUUGCUGAUAGAAGCAUUGAUAACAGAAGUAGCAGUAGCAGCAACAACAGCCCGAGCAGCAGCUGCUGCAGCAGCAACAUCCGCGCGUGCAGGAGCCUUGAGAGCAACAGUAGCAGUAGCAGCAGCAACAGCAGCAACAGCAGCAACAGCAGCAACAGCAGCAGCAGGAAAAGUUGUGUUUGCUGCGGGUUCGAUGUGCGCAGGUGGAUGGCGGCGAUGGCGAUCCUCUGGGCUGCCGGCUGGGAGUAG